AUGAGCCCCUCCACUUUACAAGAUCAACAGGCCAGUGAAGGAGACAACCCUCUAUUGGACAUUGUUCUCGUUGUAUUCAUCCAUGGGUUCAAAGGCACCGACACAACCUUUGGCAGUUUUCCUUCCAGACUCAGGCACGUCCUGUCCGACACCCUUCGAAAUGUCAAGGUUGAAUGUAUAGUUUUCCCCGCAUACGAGGUAAGAAAAUCGGUAGAACGCUUUGCUGACUGGCUUACCACUCUGACCGUCAACAAAGAGGUAGCCUACGGAGUUGGGGCUGGAAGAGCGAAAGUUGUCCUCUGUGGUCACAGUAUGGGGGGUCUUCUUGCGGCCGACUCCCUUCUCGAGUUCGUCAACACACGCCCGGACAAGCAUGCCCCUCUUUGGCCAAACAUCGUUGCAUGUCUUGCAUAUGACACCCCCUAUCUCGGCCUUCAUCCACAUGUCUUCAAAAACAGCGCUCAAAAGGUGGGAACCUACGUGCAAACUGCCCGUGAAGCCGCUUCUGGUCUAUGGAGUUCUUGGGCUGCUUUUAGCAAUACGAAAGCCGCGUCGUCAUCAAACGCCACAGAACCUGUCGGGCUUCUGUCUCCUCCCGUCAAUGCGGCGAAGGGACCUUGGGCUAAAUUUACCCCCGCUGCGUAUGCCAUCGGUGGCGCAGCGCUUGCAGGCGCCGCUGCGGGUACGGCAUAUUAUCGCCGCACUGAGAUUGGCACAGGCUACAGUGCGGUGCUUGACCACAUGAAGUACGUCGGGAAUUUGUGGAACGAAAAGAUGCUAGUAGACAGGCUGGAUGCCCUAGUCCAAGCGGAAACUGUACACGGGGUAAUUUUUCGAGCAUUUUACACUGUCCUCUCGCAUGGGCCGCUUUCACCAAGGGACCGCACGUUUAUCGUCCUCCCGAAAUUAUCUCCCGUGAUAGAUCACUUUCUGGGAGCACAAAAUAAUUUGGCUACCGAUGAGGUGCAAGCGCAUGUAGGGAUCUUUGAACCUUCAACGAACGAUGGAUAUUAUGAGCUAGGGAUGAUGACUGCGAGAUUAAUUCGGGAGGCAGUGAUGAAGGACAGGGGGUUCCGUGUUGAAGACGAAAUCCCUGACACCACGAAGUCCGUCGAAGCUGAUCUUUGGGACGUAAAGGGCGAUUCCGGGAUUCCACCAAGAACAACGCGUUUGGGUGACGGACAAGGAGUUAUUGAUGAUGAUGUGGUGACGGGAGGGGCAUGA
This is a messenger RNA of Heterobasidion irregulare TC 32-1, 1224 nucleotides long. Its product is annotated as Esterase/lipase/thioesterase. The transcript is spliced from 5 exons. The coding region runs from base 1 to 1224 and encodes 407 amino acids. The record is from RefSeq and is a predicted model, not a curated record. NCBI's taxonomy places the organism in Eukaryota, Fungi, Basidiomycota, Agaricomycetes, Russulales, Bondarzewiaceae.